AGGGGCGUCCGCCGAAAGUGGCGGUUUACUUGAGGUGGUUUCCUUAGUGUCCAGCAUAGUUUGACUCUCCGGCCGAGCUCAGGACUCGUACUGCACCAGUGCUAUCUGGGCUGGAGUGGGCUCCCGCGUCCUCUGAAGCAGGCUUUUAUCUGGCCCAGAACUUGCGGGUUCAACGUUUCUUUCCAUAUCCGGAUACCGAUUACGGUAUUUGGACUCUGCCUCAGACCCAGAAGUCACAGAUGCAAGGACGUAUGGCUCCCCUCAAGAAAUCUCAAAAUUCCACAAAGUUACCCCUGGCUUUAAACCCCACGAAGAGCAAGGACGUGUUAGCAGUGCUGGCCGAGAGGAAUCAAGCUGUAAUCCCAGUUGGGGUAUGGGUGGAACCUGCCUCCCCAAAUAAUUUGGAAAUCCCAGCAUCUACUUCAGCACAUAUGAUUGAAGAAGAACUAAAGGAACAACUAAGAAAAAAACAAGAAGCUUUGAAACAUUUUCAGAGACAAGUCAAACACCGAGUCAAUCAACAAAUUAGACUGAAAAAACAGCAACAGCUUCAGAAGUCUUUUGAAGCAGCAGAAAAAGAAGGCUCUAUAGCCAUGCAAUCUUCAGAUCCAGCACACUUCACUCCUAAAGGGACAAGUAUUUUUCCAAGCAAUUUGAAUGCUGCAGUUGGAAGUUCUGGGUUACCUGCUUCCCAGAUGUUUGGGAGUGCAAUAAAAGAUGGAGAGAAUCAGAAUGAAUUAUUCCAACAACAAGCCCAAGCUCUUAGUCAAACCAUGAAACAAGUACGUCACCGGCUGGCAUCCCAUAAAACUGUGAGUAAAAAAAAGUCAUCACUGUUUCCAGAUGGUAUGAGGAAAAGCUUUUCUACCCAACAGGAAUCUGACAGUGAGGAAGUAUUAUCUAUUAUAACAAAUGAGAAAGGGAGAGACGAUUUAUUUUGGGGAGACAAGCAGAGUCUCUUUUCUGAAGACAAUGAUAAGCCUUUUAGCAGAGUUCAGAAAGUAAAAUUCAAAAAUCCAUUAUUUGUUGUCAUAGAAGAGAAAGAACAAAAGCAGUCACAUUUUCAGGGCCUUGAAGCCCAGGAUUAUCCUCUGGAAACCAAAGGUGAUUUGAUAGAAGUUCAGAGUAUUGAGCCUGAAAAGAGUAUUGAGCCAGAUGUCCAGGCUGUUGAUCUGGAGGUUCAAGCUAUUGAGCCAGAAUGCCAAGCCAUUGAACCAGAAGUCCAGGCUUUUAAGACAGAAACUUGGAAUAUUAUGAUAAAAGCCAGUAGUAGCACUGAGAUAGAAGAUAGGAAUACUGAGUUGAAAGCACAGGAUUUUCUAUCCGAAAACCAGGCCUUUCUGCCCAAAUGUGAGGACCAAGAUUCUCUACCCCAAAACCCCUAUGUUCUCCCUAAAGACCAGAAUAUUCUACCCAAAUAUCAGGACCAGAAUUUUCUGCAUAAAGACCAGGAUUUUCUACCCAGAGACCAGGAUAUUCUACCCAAAUGUCAGGACCAAGACUUUCUACCUGAUAAAGACCAGGAUUUUCUAUCUAGAAACCAGCAUGUGUUCCCUGAAGACCAGAAUAUUCUAUACAAAUAUCAGGACCAAGAUUUUCUACAUGAUGACCAGGAUUUUCUAUGUAGAGACCAGUGUGUUCUUCCCAAAGACCAGAAUAUUCUUCUCAAAUGCCAGGACCAGGAUUUUCUCCCUAAAGAUCAGUACAUUCUCCUCUCAGAUGAGAAUCUUCUAUACAAAUGUCAGGAGCAGGAUUUUCCACUCAAAGAUCAGGAAAAGUAUAUCUGGCAGCCAUCAUUGGCUUUGACAGUUGAAAGAUGGAAAAAGGAGUGGCCCACAAGAACAGAACCAUAUCUUUCACAUAGGUUCCAAGGCCAGCCCUCUACUGGGGAUCAGUCAGAGCAAAAGGAGGAAGAGGAUCAACAGGAAAAAGUACAUUUUCUGGAGCCAUUUUCUGAUGAGGAAGGGAGAGAAGACUUUUCUCUGGUGGGUUAUCAGUGUCUGCCUCCCCAAACCCAAUUCCAGGACCUCAUCAGAGAGCAGCACAGUAACUAUGGGCAAGCAUCACAUGAUAUGACAGAUGAGAAAUGGAGAAGAGAGUUGCUUCCAGAGUACCACAGAUAUGGUUUACAUAAAAUCCAGGAUCCUGGCUCUGCCAGAGAUCAGAGCUUAUACUUUAGGCAGCAGCCAUCUGUUGGAACAGCUGAAAGAUGCCAAGAGGACUUGCUUCUGAAUCACCAUCAGCAUCUUCCACCCAAGCAUCAGAGAGACACUUGCAGCAGACGACAGGUUUAUAAUGAUUAUCAGUCAGGACUAAACAAUGAAUUCCAAACUCCAUUGGCAUUUCAGUCUGGAGUAGAUAAAGAGGAAGACAAGAAAGAGCGUCAAAAGCAGUACCUGAGACACAGAAGACUUUUCAUGGAUAUUGAGAGAGAACAAGUAAAAGAACAAAAAAGACAAAAGGAACAAAAGAAGAAAAUUGAAAACCUUUGUAGGAUGUCUUCCAGAUUUUUACUUAUACCUUGUUAAUCUAACAAAAUGGAAGACUGAUUACCCUGGAGUUCAUGGCCUGCCACAAAUGGAUGAAAACCCAGAAUUCUCAGUAGUCCAUGCUUCAUU
Molecule: messenger RNA, 2618 nt
Organism: Marmota flaviventris (yellow-bellied marmot)
Lineage: Eukaryota; Metazoa; Chordata; Mammalia; Rodentia; Sciuridae
Source: RefSeq, a predicted model, not a curated record